Messenger RNA from Phyllostomus discolor (pale spear-nosed bat), 4819 nucleotides. It is a transcript of the gene ESPN, whose product is annotated as espin. Gene Ontology annotation, molecular function: actin filament binding. The record is from RefSeq and is a predicted model, not a curated record. NCBI's taxonomy places the organism in Eukaryota, Metazoa, Chordata, Mammalia, Chiroptera, Phyllostomidae. Bases 205 to 4368 code for a protein of 1387 amino acids. Gene Ontology annotation, biological process: actin filament bundle assembly. Gene Ontology annotation, cellular component: cytoplasm. The transcript has 15 exons.
CCGCGGGGGCCGGGGCCCAGAGCGCAGCGGAGGCGGAGCGGAGCGAGCGAGGAAGCCCGGAGCAGAGGCCCAGCCAGCAGCCGCUCCGCCUCCCAACCCGCAGGGCCCCGACGGCGGAGCCGCGGGUCUCGCGGUGUCCGAGGCCAGGCGCAUGGCACCCGGGGGAGCACCCUGAGCACGGGGCGCGGCGCCGCGGGCGGCACGAUGGCCCUGGAGCAGGCGCUGCAGGCGGCGCGGCAGGGCGAGCUGGCGGUGCUGGAGUCCCUGCACGAUGCGGGCCAGCUGGGGCCCUGGCUUCGAGACCCGCUGGACGCGCUGCCCGUGCACCACGCGGCCCGCGCGGGCAAGCUGCACUGUCUGCGCUUCCUGGUGGAGGAGGCCGCGCUGCCCGCCACGGCCCGAGCGCGGAACGGCGCCACCGCGGCCCACGACGCCGCUGCCACCGGUCACCUCGCCUGCCUGCAGUGGCUGCUCUCGCAGGGCGGCUGCAGAGUGCAGGACAAAGACAAUUCUGGUGCCACAGUCCUGCAUCUGGCUGCCCGCUUCGGCCACCCCGAGGUGGUGGACUGGCUGCUGCGUCGCGGCGGUGCGGACCCCGCCGCAGCCACAGACACGGGAGCCCUGCCUGUCCACUACGCCGCCGCCAAAGGAGACUUCCCCUCCCUGAGGCUGCUCGUCGGGCACCACCCUGAGGGAGUGAAUGCCCAAAUCAAGAACGGUGCCACGCCCUUGUACCUGGCGUGCCAGGAGGGCCACCUGGAGGUGACGCAGUACCUGGUGCAGGAGUGCGGCGCGGACCCGCACCUGAGCGCCCACGAUGGCAUGACUCCGUUGCACGCUGCGGCACAGAUGGGUCACAGUUCGGUCAUCGUGUGGCUGGUGAGCUGCACCGACGUGAGCUUGUCCGAGCGGGACAAGGACGGCGCCACGGCCAUGCACUUUGCGGCGAGCCGCGGCCACGCCAAAGUGCUCAGCUGGCUCCUGCUGCACGGCGGCGAGAUCUCGGCCGACCUGUGGGGCGGGACCCCACUGCACGACGCCGCCGAGAACGGGGAGCUGGAGUGCUGCCAGAUCCUGGUAGUGAACGGCGCGGAGCUGGACGUCCGCGACCGCGAUGGGUACACAGCCGCCGACCUCUCAGAUUACAACGGCCACAGCCACUGCACCCGCUACCUGCGCACGGUGGAGAACCUGAGCGUGGAGCACCGCGUGCUGUCCAGGGACCCGUCCGCCGAGCUGGAGACCAGGCAGCCGGACUCGGGCAUGUCCUCGCCCAACACCACCAUGUCGGUGCAGCCCCUGAACUUCGACCUCAGCUCGCCCGCCAGCACGCUCUCCAACUACGACUCCUGCUCCUCCAGCCAGUCCAGUGUCAAGGGCCGGCGCCCGCCCCGAGGUGGCCCUGCUCUGAAGGCACACCCUGGAGCCCGAAGUCCCCCGGUGCCUCCCCCCCACACCGGAGCCUGUGGUCUCUCCCCAGCAGGGCCCCCCAGCACCAGAGCUGCAGACAUACAGAGCUACAUGGACAUGCUGAGCCCGGAGCUGAGCCUGGCCCAGGGCAAGACGGAGAAAACCACGGCACCCCCACCACCGCCCAGCUUCCCUCCGCCGCCCCCUCCCCCGGGCACCCAGCUGCCUCCUCCCCCACCGGGCUACCCGGCGCCCAAGCCCCCCGUAGGGCAGCAAGCCGCUGACAUCUACAUGCAGACCAAGAGCAAACUCCGCCACGUGGAGACCCAGGCCCUCGGAAAGGAGCCGAACGCCCGCGACGGCCACGACGGGCUGCGCAGGCAGGACUCCGGCCGCAAGCCCCGCGCCUUCAGCAAGCAGCCCAGCACGGGGGACUACUACCGCCAGCUGGGCCGCUGUCCCCGGGAGCCGCCGGCCGCUCGCCCGGGCAUGGCGCACAGCGAGGAGGCGGCGCUGCUCCCCGGGAGUCACGUGCACAACGGCUGCGCCGCGGACCCCAAGGCGUCCAGGGAGCUGCCGCCCCCGCCGCCGCCGCCGCCGCCGCCCCUGCCGGAGGGCCUGAGCUCGCCUCCCCCCGCCCCGCCGCUGCCCCUCGAGGGCGCGGGCCCCGGCUGCGGGCAGCGCCGCUCUUCCUCUUCCACUGGCAAAGUGAGAGUCCUGAGGCACAGGAAGAGCACCAAGUCUUUCAACAUGAUGGCCCCGACGGGUGACAACUCGGAGCUUCUGGCUGAGAUCAAGGCUGGCAAGAGUCUGAAGCCCACACCGCAGAGCAAGGGUCUGACCACGGUGUUCUCCGGCAGCGGUCAGCCAGCCUCCCAGCCCGACUCGCCGCUGCCGCCAGCGUCGCCGGCGCCCUCUCGGGCCCGCAGCCCCACCCCGCCGGCCGUGGGGCCCCAGCCGCUGCUCAACGGCAGCCUGGCACCCGCGCCGCCCUCCACCCCAGCGCCGGGGGUGCAGCUCGACGUGGAAGCGCUCAUCCCCACGCACGACGAGCAGGGCCGGCCCAUCCCGGAGUGGAAGCGCCAGGUGAUGGUCCGCAAGAUGCAGCUGAAGAUGCAAGAGGAGGAGGAGCAGAGGCGGAAGCUGACAUCCGCCAGCUCGUGCUGCUACCCCCGCGAGGGCUGGAGGUAUUCCCGCGAAUACAACGGCAUUCUCGGGCCCUUCGGAGAGCUCAUGACCGAGGCCGACAUCCUCCGCAUCGAGCAGCAAAUCGAGAACCUGCAGGUGUUGCACAAGGCGCAAAAGCUGGAGGCGCGCCUGAAGCAGCUGGAGCUGGAGCUGGAGCAACUGCUUCCCAUCUCGGCCGCUCUGUCGGCGCCGCGCUUCACGGUUGACCCGCGCCGCAUGCACGGCCGCGCCGCUAGCCUGCCCGCCUGGUGCAGCAAGAUCUCCGCGCUGCUCAAGAGCAUGGCCACGCUGCUGGCCGCCCUGGGCGGCCGGCCCGCGCACCUGGCGGAUCUGCUGGCCGCCGAUACCGGCCUGCCGCUGGCGCCGCUGCCGGACGCUCCCUGGCGGCCGGGCCCGCUCUGCCUGGGACGCUCACACUCGCUCAGCUGGUGCCGCGAGGCCGUGGCGCGCGAGAUCCUCGAGUGCGGCGUGUCGGUAAAGCACCUGCGCGCCACCUACGAGCUGCUCGCUCAGGGCUCCGCGCCCCCGCGCAGUCCGCGCCGCAAAUACUCGCUGUCGCCCGGCGCCCCAGGCCGGGAACCCAUUCUCGAAGAGGACUACAUGGUAGGCGGCCCCGGCGAGCCGAGCGCCGCAGCCACUGCCAACAGCCUGCCGCCCGCGCAGGAGCCCCAGGCCUACCUGGAUGCGCCCGAGGUGCCAGGCCGCCAGGCGGCGCUGCCGGAGCCAGAGCAGCUGGCCCGCAGGCCGCCGCUCCCCACGGAGCUGCGCGGCGUCCAGGACUACAUCGACAUGCGCAAGGAGCGCAUCGUCUACCUCUUCCUGGAGCACUGGCGCAAGUGGACCUUCCACGGCCACGGGCGCCAAGCCCAGACGCGCCUGCGCAGACUGCUGCCGCGCGUGGUGGCCGCCGGCGCCGACCCGGUCCCUGAGGCCCUGGAGGCCGCCGAGGUCCCGGAGCCGCCGACCGGGGACGGCCCCGACAAGCGGCUGCUGCGCCUUCUGAAGCAGCGGCAGGUGGUGGGCAAGCUGCUGGGCCACUGGCGGAGCCUGCUGCGGCAGGUGCCCGCGCGCCAGCCCUGCGGCCCGGGCCUGGCGCACGGCCUGUACUGGCCCGAGCACUUCCUGCCGCCCCUGGACGGCGGCGCGCCCCCGAGCUACGACAGCCUCACGCUGGACCUCUUCAUGCUGGGCUACUUCCAGCUGCUGGAGAUGGGCCUGAGCCGCGAGGAGCGCAAGUUCCGCCAUCUGCUGUGCUACGAGAUGUUCGACCGGCUGGGAAGCCACCCGUGGGAGCUCAUCCGCCAGUUCCACCGCGUGGUGCUCGAGGAGGUGGAGGCCGGCCGGCGUGGCUGGAGCGACGGCUUUGAGGACCUCAAGCAUCAGUUCUUUGGAGACAGCCUGGAGGCUAAGCCGGCUUGGGAGGAAGAGGAUGAGAAGGAGCAGGAAGAGGCUGAGAAGGAGCAGGAAGAGGAGAAAGGAGACAAGGAGGAGGAGAGGGAGCCGGCCCAAGAGGCUGUGCCAGCUCAGAGGGAAGACUGGCCAGAGGGCCACCCCGAGGCCCCGGGCCCUGCACCGCAGCCCCCGUCCCCACCGCCGCCAGCGGCGCCUCCCCCGACCCCGUCGGACCCUCCUGGGUCUGAAGCCCCCGCCGAGGACCCCCUGGAGCUGUUGUCGGGGAUGGGCGAGUUCAGCGACGAGGACAUCUGCCGCUACAUCGACCGCAGCUUCUCCUUCUGGAAGGAGAAGGAGGCAGAGCUCUUCGACAUCUGAGCAGCAGAACUCAGAAUCUACGCUCAAGCAUCCUCACUCGGGCCUGGACGCCAGGCCGAUGUGCUCUGGAGGCCACAGGUGGUCAGGAAGAGCCCCGGAAGGGGGCCUCGGAGACCCCGGAAUGCCCAGGACCAGGCUGCCUCUGCCUCUGAGGUCCCGCCAUGGCCGGGUGUGGGGAGUUGGCCAGGAUAGGCCUCGCUCAGCCCGGGGCGGACCACGCGUUCCCCCUGGCCCUGCAGCCUCGGCUGGCUCCGCGUGGAGCCAGGAGGAAGAAGCAGCCCCUCUGAGUGAGGGACCUUGUGUCCCCCUUGGGGCUGUGUGGCGCUCGCUCUCUCUCUCUCUUUCUCUGGAGUUCACAGCUACCUCUUCGGCUGAGGGCACGGGAGCCACGUGUGCAGUGUUCCGUGUGACGUGUUCUCUGUAACAUGCAAGUAAUAAAACGCUUUGCUCU